AUGACUCCCCCGCUCUCAUAUCCUGCUCUUAAAUCUGUAUUGGAGUAUGUGAAGGUUGAAAAACGAAUCCAUCUCAUGGCCCGUAGCAAAUUUCUUCAACGAAUCGAUAAGGCAAUACCUGUCUACGUGAAACAAUUUUGUAUGCAUACACACUAUCUAAGUCUCGACGACUUUCAAUUUGAGGUAGAACAUAAACCGUGGUACAGAAACGAGGACAAGAAGAAUGGAAAGUUACUGAUGAGAUAUUUAAAAGGGAGAUCAAGUGUCAAUGUAGACAGGGCUAUCUUCUCCUGUGUCAAUACUUCUCAGGAUUUUUCUGUGAAACUUGACUUCACAAUCAACAAAUUGAAAACUAUGUCCUGUAAUCUAGAAGCCUUGGUCCCAAUUAUCAAUCCGCGCAGUUUUUCGCUCACAGAUCUUUCCUUGAGAAUUGAUAGGCACACUAAUGUCGACCUUGAAAUAGUUCGUUCUGCCCAACGUGUCAUUUUUGGCAGAAGCGAUGAAAUUAUCGGUCUUGAGAAGCUUCCGAACAAAAGUGUGUACCUCCGACGUCAACCCCUUACUGAUGUCGUAAGAAUUAUUAAAUAUUGGAUUCAACAUGGAAAGGAAGUUUGA
Molecule: messenger RNA, 615 nt
Organism: Caenorhabditis remanei
Lineage: Eukaryota; Metazoa; Nematoda; Chromadorea; Rhabditida; Rhabditidae
Exons: 2
Coding region: 1-615 (204 amino acids)
Source: RefSeq, a predicted model, not a curated record